UCUGGGGUGCCGUCACUGUCGGGUCAUGCCAGCCACAGUAGACGUUGCCUGUGCGGGGAGGUGGCGGCUGUGCUGCGCUGAAGUUGUGUGUCCCAUUGAGCUCGGGGCUAGCUGUUGUAACUGUGAGCCCUCCCUUCCUGGCGACAGCUAAGGUGAGCUGCGCAGGAGAAAGAAGGGAUCCUGCCAGCUGGCAGGGCUGCAAUGAGGUCUUUGGGCAUUUUACUGCCCAGAAUUGUGCCGGCAGACAGUCAUGCAGUGUCACCAUAGGCAGAAGCGAGCUGCAGCUCUGCCUAGGCUGUGGGGCACUGUCUGGUCUUGGCUGAGCACUGGGGGAGGUGGGGAUGCUAGGAAAUGGGUUUCUCUGAUGCUCCUUAUUGCUUAAUUUAAAAUACAACAAACAUUUUCCUGGAGUACUGAGUUUUUACUUACCUUGGGUGAGGGCAGGCAGUUUGAUGCAGAUAUGAGUGUGCUCUUGCGAGGUCCAGGGCUUGUGGCCCAGGAGUGCUAACUGCUGCUGCUUGUCAAGGCCUGGACCCUUCCUCUCUCUUGAGGUGUGUUGGCACUGCUGCUGUCUGCUGCUCACUGAGAGAGCUGUUCCCUGGGCUGCUUCCCUCGCCCAUCCCAAAUGUGAACACAUCACAGCCAGCACGGAGAAAGGCCUCCUCUUGUCUUCAAGGCGCUUGCUUCUGCCUUCUGUUCUUUUGUCCAAAAAAGAAGCAGCCAAACCAAAACGGACAAAGAACUUGUGCUCAUCUAAGAAGGCAGUUCUGGAGUCUCAGUCACCUCUUUUCUUCCCGAGAUCCUGGGUGUGGGCUGGAUUUUCUGCCCUCGACUUCAGGGGAUUAGCUACAGGAUAUCAGGAUCUUGGAUACUUUCAAUUUUUGUUUUUACUUGAACCCUUUCAACCGAGAAGCUGAAGCUGUCACCGCUAAAAUCCCGGUUUUUUUUCCCAAGCAUGUCAGAAAGCUGGCAGCAGCAACAGCAGCAACCACAACAGCCGCCACCACCGCAGCAGCACCACGCUGGGGCAGCCACCCUCCCAGAGCACUCCAUCCCACCCAGCACUGCUGAAAACCCCUUGGGUUGUGCCGUCUACGGCAUCCUGCUCCAGCCGGACCCUGGUCUGCAGCACCACCAGCACGCCCCCAUUCAGGCUGGAGAGCCAUCUCACAAAUGUGGUGUGUGUGGCCACGACCUCGCUCAUCUCUCCAACCCCCAUGAGCACCAGUGCUUGCCAGGCCAUGACCGCUCUUUCCAGUGUACCCAGUGCCUGAAGAUCUUCCACCAGGCCACGGACCUCCUCGAACACCAGUGCAUCCAGGUGGAGCAGAAGCCCUUUGUGUGUGGCGUCUGCAAGAUGGGCUUUUCCCUCCUGACCUCGCUGGCGCAGCACCACAAUGUCCACAACGGCAACGCCAUGAAGUGCUCUAUCUGUGAGAAGACCUACAAGCCUCCAGAGGCAGAGCAUUCGCAGCCUAUUGACCCCUCGGAGAAGCCCUACAGCUGCUCCAUCUGUCAGAAAACCUUCAAGCACCUCUCGGAGUUGUCCCGACAUGAGCGCAUCCACACAGGUGAGAAGCCGUACAAGUGCACGCUGUGCGACAAGAGCUUCAGCCAGUCAUCCCACCUGGUGCACCACAAACGGACACACAGCUCAGAGCGACCCUACAAGUGCACUGUGUGCGAGAAGAGCUUCAAGCACCGCUCCCACCUGGUGCGCCACAUGUACGCACACUCAGGGGAGCACCUUUUCAAGUGCAACGUCUGCGAGCUGCACUUCAAGGAGUCAUCGGAGCUGCUGCAGCACCCCUGCACACCCAGCGGGGAGCGGCCCUUCCGCUGCGGUGAGUGCCAGAAGGCCUUCAAGCGCCCCUCGGACCUGCGGCAGCAUGAGCGCACACACAGCGAGGAGCGGCCCUUCAAGUGUGACCUCUGCCAGAUGAGCUUCAAGCAGCAGUAUGCACUCAUGCGCCAUCGCCGCACACACAAGGCCGAGGAGCCCUUCAAGUGCAACCUGUGCGAGAAGGGCUUCGUGCAGCCCUCGCACUUGGUGUACCACCAGCACGUGCAUGGCAUAGAAAACCUCUUCAAGUGCAACGUGUGCCAGAAAGGCUUCAAUCAAUCCUCAGAGCUGCUGCGGCAUAAAUGUGUGCAGAAUGCGGAGCGGCCCUUCAAGUGUGCAGUGUGCAACAAGUCCUACAAGCGGGCCUCAGCUCUGCAGAAGCACCAGCUGGCCCACUGUGCUGAGAAGCCACUGAAAUGCACGCUCUGUGAGAGACGUUUCUUCUCCUCCUCCGAGUUUGUGCAGCACCGCUGCGACCCGGCCCGUGAGAAGCCCCUCAAGUGCCCUGACUGUGAAAAGCGGUUCAAGUACGCCUCGGACCUGCAGCGUCACCGGCGUGUGCACACGGGUGAGAAGCCCUACAAGUGCCCCUCCUGUGAGAAGGCCUUCAAGCAGCGCGAGCACCUCAACAAACACCACAGCGUGCACGCUCGGGAGCAGCAGUACAAGUGCAUGUGGUGUGGGGAACGGUUUCUGGACUUGGGCCUGCUGCAGGAGCACAGCGUCCAGCACACGGCCGAGGGCGCCUACCAGGUGGCUGCCUGCUUGCCGUGAGCCUCUUGCCCCUCAGCGGCUUUCAGCUUGCAUGUGAUGCUCCUGAGCCUCGGACUCCCCUUCCCUGUCCUUGGUUGUAGGCAGCCUCCAGGGAGUUUGGGGGAAAGGUGAGGUACGGUGGGUGGGCAGGUAAACUUUCCUCUGGCCUCUGUGGUUGAUAUGCCCCCUAUACUGCAGGGGCGAUGGACAAUGUGGAAAUCUUGAAGGGGUGGAAAGGAGGGAGGUGGGGAGAGGAAAUGAUGCCUGUAGCUGCCUCGCAUCCCCUGGACUGUAGUUCACGCUGUACCUGCAGUUCCAGUGCUGGGAGCUCAGCUGCCCACUGUGGGCACCAGCCCUUCACAUGCGGCCUUUUUCCCCUGCCCUGCCUGGUGGGGUUGGCAGGGAGGGCUGGGUAGCCCUCCUCCCGGAGAGGGCUUGGGAGCAAGGCAGAGCCAGCCCUCCCUUUUCCCGGGGCGUGCUGCUUGGCAAGGAAGUAGCAGGUUUCCACUGCUGGGGUCUCCCAGCUUUCCUGGUCCGAGCUCAGUUGAGAGGACCAUUUCAGAUCGCUAGCGUUGAUUGACUGCCCCGACCUCCUCUGCUCUCCCUCUUUUCUAGAGUGUAGAAAGGGAAAAGCCAUGGGGCUUCACAGCUCCAAAAAGCACUUUGGCAUUGCUGCUUUUGCAGUUGCUGGCUGUCACACUCUGCAAGGGUUCUGAGUGAGCCUGCCCACCCCCUAUCCCUGUCAGCAGCGCAAGGAAGAGUAGCAGGCACUGCACUGCUACCGGAGAGCGUGGUGAGGAGAGCCUCUGUGCCCUACUGCUGGCUGAGAGCCUGGCAGUUAAGAGCUGCUUCCUGAGGGACCUAGCUCUCCUGCCAGACUUACCUCCAGUCCCCAGGCCCCUUCCCUCUCUGCACCACUUGGGCUGUUAGCGUACCUCCAGGGGGGUCAGGCAAAGGUCGUCCCAGCAGUUGGAACGCUAAGGGGUGAGAUGAACACUAGUAAUAACCUGCAACUUUGGAGGUGUUACCAUUGCCAGUGGUAACCCACCCCGUGGCCAGGGCCUUGGUGUCUGAUUUGCUGGGGGGAACCAGAGCGAGCCAGGAGAAUCCUUCCUGGCUGCAGGCCCUGCUCCGUGGGGAGGCGAAGCUGAGCAAUGGGUUAAGGGGAAGUGUAUUUUUUUCCCCUCUUGUGGGAGUCCUGUUUUACCCCUUUACUCUUUCUUUACCUCUUCUGUAUUUUUCAGGUUUUGCACAGUUCUUGUAAACAUCACUUAAAAAUAAAUUUCCCCUAGCAAGGUCGAUGCAGCCUCAGGUGUUUUCCUCUGCAGGAAUUUGCUGGCUUCUGAGGGACCUAUUACAUGCCAGUUAGAUGCUUUGGAGGUUGAAGGCAUGCUUACCUGGUUGCCCACCAGCCUUCCCCAUUAUGCCAUUGGAGAUAUUAGGAUGUUGAAUAUCCAUCUGUGGAGAUAUUCAAGCCCUAACUGGAUGUGGUCCUGGACGAGAUGCUGUAGCUGACCCUGUGUGAGCAGGGGGUUGGGCUGCAUGAUCUCCAGAGGUCUCUGCCAGCCUCAGCUCUUCUGUGAUCUUGGCUGGCCCUCGUAUGAGGUAGAAGUGUGAUGAGCUGUGAUUAGUGAACCACAGCCAGCAAGUUGCUCAUGUGCUGCACAGGUGUUUAGGACAAGUUCAAUAGACGCUGUCCAUGGCAAGUAUAGACAGAUGAACCUUGCAGAGAGUUGGGCUGUACUUGCGUUGCUUGUAGGGGAUGCCCAUUUAAAAGGUGGAGAAAGGCUUUCGUUUCCAUUUCCAGCACAGUGAGGGGGAACUGGGUGCAUUUUCGGGGGCUGGGACAGUUCAGUGACAGGUCUGACCCUGAGGCUGAGUCUUCUUCAUACGCAGCUUUAAAGAGAUUAAAGCAGACCUUGCUUUCUGCUGCCCAAGGAAGAGGGACUGAUGGUUAUCUUAUUUCAUGCUGCCUCAAAGAUGUAGAACUUCCUACUGAGUUUUCUGUGUUUCUUUUUCCUUUUUUUUAAGCAGUUUGUUAAUAUUCAUUAAAAAAUACUGUAUAGUUUAACUUGAUGUCAUACUGGAUCUUUUAAAAAAAAAAGAUGUGAUAAUUUGGAUUUUUAAAGAGCUCUUUGGUUCUAGGUAGCUGGUUUUUGCUGUUUAAUAUGUAGUAAGUUCAGUGUAUGCUUUACUGUAGGGUAUAAAUUAGUCUAAACCAAGGAAGGCUAAUCCUGUCUUUACAGAAGGGCUUGGUGGUGACAGAGGCUGUGAGCGUGGGGCUGGGGCCAGCCAGGGAGCGUGGCACCCACCUGAACCCCCGCUCUCUUCCUGCCUUGGGCCGCCACGGUUUUGUGUGAAGCAGCCCAGCGCAGCUGCCGCGGGUCCCACAGAGCCAGGGGUUCAGUGGUCGCCCUGACGCUUGAGCACUGCCGUGGCACCCAGGAUACCGGUGCCCAGAGCUGGGAGCUUGCAGAGAGGCUCAUCUUGAGUAGGAAGGUGUGAAAUGGAGGCUGCUGGAGCCUCCCGAGGCUUUUGUGGCUGUACUUCUUUCUGGCGCAGCUGCUGGUUAGGGGAGGGGCCCUGGACACAGCUCCACACCAUGUGCUGGCCACAGAAUGCCGUAUCAUGCCCAUUUGGUACCAGCUGGGCACAGGGACUGAUGGGGAGCGUUUCCCUUGUGCUGAGCAGCUGGGAAAGCCCUUGGUGUCCCAGCAGGGAGCUCUGGCUCUGCUUAGGAUGUGGCAGCAGCUAAGCAGUGCCCUAGGUAGAGAGAGCAUAGUCAGGCUCUGCAUUUGAGGCCUUGUGCCUGGGGGAGAGGGGAUGCUGCGUGGAACUUGGCAGGGACAAGCACAGGUCCAGUUCGUUAGCCAGUGCCUGUGAGUAGGUGUCUCCAGAUCUGAAAACAUCGUGAUGUGGCAUUAGAGUAUCAUUGAGUAGGUGGCCCCUACUUAAGAUGGUCCCUCCCGAAGGGUUGUUCUCUUUGGCAGGCAGCUUGAGCAUAGGAUGCUGCUGGGGAGGCAGCGGGGAGGGUUGGGCUGGCCGAAGAUGGCAUGGAUGUUGUCUGGGAGAUAAAUCUCGCUUUCUAGGGGUGCAGUUCCCCUGGCUUCCUGGGUCCAGGAAGCUAGUCUGUUACCUGGGCUUUUCUCUGAUUUUCACUUCCCCUUAACCCUACCUACAGGAUGCCUUUAUCUGUGUCUCAGCCCCUUCCCUUCCACAGCUGUUUUGCUUAUACCUUUGUAAGACCUUCUUGGCUUCUUUGCCCUUUGUUAAAUUCUUCAUUUGUAAGCAGUGGUUUGGUUUUCAUCCAUUUUUUCCAUUUUGAUUGCAAGGUCUCUUCCCCCUUUCCCCCCCAUCCCCUCACCCCAAAUUCCUCUCCCAGGCUGUGGCUGGAUCCAGGUGAUGCCAGACCACUGGUGAUGAGAUCAGGUGUUUGGGACCCAAAUGUUGCUGGAAUCCAGUGGGUGCUUCUGGUCCUUCCUGCCAUGAGGCUGUCCGUCUUGCUGGGCAUGGGCAGUGCCUGUGGCCUGGCAGCUUGGCUUGGCUGGAUCAUGUGUGUGGUACAGGUGGCUCUGGCAAGCAAGUCUGAGCCAGGACCAGGUGCCAGAGCAGAGCUGUAGGAGAUGGGCACUGAGGUGAGAGUGGCCAUUUCUGUGCUGAGUCCCUUUGCCACAUCUCCAGGGCUGGGAGUUAAGUCCGCAGAGGGCUGUGAGAUGUUCCUGGAGAGAAGUCGCAGCGCUGGAGUAGGGUCAGGCCCCCUAGUUCCCCUGGGAAUGUUUGCAGAGCAGCUGUGUGCAUCAGGCAGGUGGCUGAGCUGAGUUAGCUGUGUCAUGGACACCCCUGGGACAGUGGGUAUGUCGAGGCAGCCAUGCCAGCUCUCUGGGGAGCAGAUGCCACCCCUGCGGUCUGGGUGGGAAGAUGUGUGCACUCUGGUCUUGGGGCCCACGCGCUGGAGUGGGAGGCAAGGGGCAAACGGUCUUCUGGCAGUGAUUUGGGACCAUCUCUGGGCACUCAAGCCUGGCCUUGCACUGAUAAAAGGGAGAAGAGCACUUUCUAUGCUUCCCUGGGGUAUUUACCAUCAAGUCCAGGCUGCAGCUGGAGCCUGGCUAUUAAUAAUAAGCAAAAACCCCCUUGUUCUUCAGAGUUUGACUCUUCCUCCAUUGGGUGGCCAGUUCACCGGCAGGAAGGUUCCUGCACAUGCAGGCAUAAUGCUGAGAUGCAAUAACGGCAGGGCAGCCAGGUUCGGGAACGGCGGCUCUCCCCCAGGCCCCGGUGAGCACAGCUUCUCCCAGCUGCCAGGCUUUCUCUGCGGCACCUCCCAGCAGUCACCUCCACUGCUUUCUGGAUGUGAAGCUGCUGCUCUCGCAGCAUGCCUGGGAUGUUCAACAGGGAGAGCAGGACCCCAGGUGGGAGCUGGACGAUGGGCUUGUCUCUGAAUGCCUCUGAGCCGUGGAUCCAAGGGAUUUCAUGGCCACUGAAGUUCUCGGGCUUCUCCUAACCUGUGCUCGUGCCUCUGGUGGAGUUCCCAGGGCCAUGGGAAGUUGUGGCCAGGGAUGAUGAGGUUUGUGUGGCUUGCAGUGCCUUUAACACUGCUCUCCGUGUGUUUCUAAGACGAUACUCCAUGUAUGUGUGUAUAUAUAUUGUAUUAACACAUCCCGCUCUUCUGUGUGAGUGUCAAAUGUUUUUGCUUUACUAAUAAAUUUAUAGUUAUUUAUAC
This is a messenger RNA of Falco peregrinus (peregrine falcon), 7313 nucleotides long. It is a transcript of the gene ZNF319, whose product is annotated as zinc finger protein 319. Gene Ontology annotation, molecular function: DNA-binding transcription factor activity, RNA polymerase II-specific; RNA polymerase II cis-regulatory region sequence-specific DNA binding. The transcript is spliced from 2 exons. NCBI's taxonomy places the organism in Eukaryota, Metazoa, Chordata, Aves, Falconiformes, Falconidae. The record is from RefSeq and is a predicted model, not a curated record. Gene Ontology annotation, biological process: regulation of transcription by RNA polymerase II. Bases 956 to 2617 code for a protein of 553 amino acids.